UUCUAUUACAGCCAGGCACGGUAGAAAUGGUCGAUCAAUCAACUUCGUGACCGUGCGCUAGUCUUCUUAGCGUACCAGGAAUUUUCACAGAUUAUACUGUUGCGCAAGAAAUAAGGAUAAUGAUGCCCGUCGGUCAACCCAAUUAACUUCCAAUUACUGACCCUAAGAUGGUAGGGCCGAGUUUGCAACAUCGACAGGUCGGGUCACCAAACCCGCCCCGUUGUGGUAGCAGCAGUCAAUCGAUUUUCCAUUCGCCGAUACUACAUUCUGACUGAAGACGGCAUACCAAGAAGAUGUUUCUCACCAAGUGGUCUAGGAAUCUUGGGAGUCAAACAUUCAAACAACACUAACUUGUGACUUGUAAAUCAGUAUCCCAUCGAAGACAGAUUAACAAAUCUGUUGUGUUUGAUUAGUGCAAACAACAGAAAAAUCUCACACACAUCCAAAAACCCGUAACCCCACGGUAAAACGGCUGAUACGAAUAAUCGUAUCAAGUGUUCGGAUUUUACACCAAAGCCCACGUGGAGUGUACGAACGUGGAGAAAAAAUGAUAACAAACGAACUGGCAAUACGACUCAUGUUCAUUCAUUCCGCUAGUAUUACCGAACAAAAAACAACUAUACUCAAGUAUCCAAAACCCGAAUAGCCAUCACCUGUGUAGGGGAAAUGUUCGAUCACGGGCAGUCUGUAGCGUGGUAGUAAUGUUGCCGUUGCCACAUUGCGCAGACGCCCGAAACCAGCAACGAAUCGUGUCGUGCAGUGCUUCUCCAUUUAGUGCUCGAACGAUGCUGGUACGAACUGCUCGAAUGAUAACGCACUGAAGACACCGACAGUGUUCUCGCUCUCGUCGCACAAGUUCAGCGCUCACUGUUCCAUUCCCUUCCGUUAUCCUGGCUAGCCUCUUGUUGCCGGUGACCACUCUCAACUCGGGUACAACCUAGAACAGUGACUGUAAGCACCAGCUGCGACGGAACGCGUUGUCAGUCAGUUGGCAAAUUGCCGUUAACCGCACCGGACGCGAAUUGUGGACUGGAGAUUCGGGACGUCCUAUCAGAGUGCAAACAGGACGUGUGAUGGUGUGCGCGCGAGACUAGUGCGUGUGUCGGGAGGAUUUUUUUUUACGUUACAUUCGAAACACCACGCAACGAUGUGAAUGAUCGGAUAUGCAACGCGUAUGACAUUUGUUACUUAAUAAGACGCACAUAACUCUCGACUAUGAAGAACGAUCACAGAACGAUACCUAAUCCUUCGUGUGCCGGAAACUGAAAUACUUCAUUACACAAGUGAAGAAAACAAAAACAAACAAGCAAAAAUUGCUUGUUGGUGACGUUUAGUGUUAAAAAGUGACGAGUGUUCGAAUGUUGCACACAAAUGUGUGGCCGAGGUGUGAUCGUUGGCGACGAAUUUUGCAGCAGCCGUGCCCGAAAGCAGUGUGAGCAGCUGUUGAUGCGCUGCUAGAGCAGGAAAGUGAAGUGUAAAGUAAAAAAAAAAUCGGUAAAAUAGUUGAAACGAGACGUCCAGGUGGUAAAGAGUCAUGUCAGUCAUGCAUCCGAGAAUCUUCCUGAACGUUUGCUUCCUGCUAGCGCUAGGACACGAAAUCGAAGCCAGCUGGGAGGAAUGGUGGACAUAUGAUGGAAUUUCAGGACCCGCCUUCUGGGGACUCAUCAACCCGCAGUGGAAUAUGUGCAACAAAGGACGCCGCCAGUCGCCGAUUAACGUGGAACCGGAGAAGCUACUGUUUGAUCCAUACCUUCGAUCACUGCACAUUGACAAGCAUAAGAUAUCGGGCACGCUGCACAACACCGGCCAAUCGUUGGUCUUCCGGGUGGAGAAGGACACAAAACAGCAUGUAAAUAUUUCCAGCGGUCCACUCGCCUACCGGUACCAGUUUGAGGAAAUUUACUUCCACUACGGUACGGACAACAACCAGGGCUCGGAGCAUCACAUCCACGGGUACAGUUUCCCCGGUGAGAUUCAGCUGUACGGUUUCAACAAGGAGCUGUACCACAACAUGUCCGAGGCACAGCACAAGGCCCAGGGCAUCGUCGGUAUUUCGCUAAUGCUGCAGAUCGGCGAUACGCCUAAUCCGGAGCUGCGGAUAAUUACCAGCGCCUUCAAUAAAGUCCUGUACAAAGGAUCUUCCACGCCGAUCCGGCAUAUCUCGUUGCGAUCGUUACUACCGAACACGGAACAGUACAUGACGUACGAGGGUUCAACCACACAUCCUGGGUGCUGGGAAAGUACGGUUUGGAUUAUCCUCAAUAAGCCCAUCUACAUCACCAAGCAGGAGCUGUACGCGCUGCGAAAGUUAAUGCAAGGUUCGGAACAAACGCCCAAAGCACCGCUCGGCAAUAAUGCUCGACCGCUGCAAGCGUUACACCACCGAACCGUGCGGACCAACAUCGACUUUGCCAACACGGGCGUCAGCAAGACCCAAAGCUGCCCAACGAUGUACAAAGAUAUGUACUACAAGGCGAACCGCUGGACGUCCGAGAUAUCGGCGCGUGGCCGCGAACGAGGGCUUCCCGACAUAGAGAGCGUGUUUCAUUCGCUUCCAUAGUGGCACCAGGGUCCGUUACGUAGUGCAGUAACACGGACACAUCAGCAGUCUGCCACCGAACGCUACCGGCACGGGACCAAUGUGGAUCCCGGUCUGGUCGGAAUGGUUGCAGCAGUACGCGCCGACUGACGUGACUGAGCAUCCGAGCAACCGUGCGGAAGUUAUCGGCCUUUUUACAAACGGCCAGAAACAAGGGAUGCUGAGAUUGGGGUUCGGGGAGGGUUUUUUUGUAUCGUUCCAACGUACGUAUAGUAAUGCCUUUCCCAAUGCCCUCUUUUUUCUGGUUUUACGUGCUAACUCUCCAUUAUCUAGGCAGCAAACAAAACAUUAGAGGACUUAUUAAACCAAGUAAAAACCAAUUUGGAACCAUUGCCUAUAUACAAAAGCAUAUACUUAUAAAUACACAUAUGCAUAGAAAUGCCUACUCCGAUAGUGAAAAAUAGAAGAAGGAAGAAACAAAAAUCUACUAAACGCAACAACAGGUGUAUCCUUUAAAACAAAACAAAAAACCGGUCUCACCACCCAGCAUAAACACGUCCAAACGAUACUGCUGAAUUGGUCUGGUAUGUGUUAGUGUUUCUUUGCAAGCGCUCAUAAGGGUCUGCACCUUCAUAUUGCUUCGAAAGCAGCCGUGUAACUGUAAACUAAUAAUUAAUUCUUAUGAUGUGUGCUACGAAUGGAUGCCAAACAUGAUCCGUAGCGACAUGAUGAAUGUGAAGAGGGUCGAAAACACAUUCACCACACUCGCAUAACAAAAGGAAAACCAUUUAUACUAACCUUCAUCCAGUGAGGGCGGGGGAGAAGAAAAUAAAUUCACCAAACAUGUAGAGAGAUUCGAAAUGAUGAAUAAGAUAAGUAAACUAUUACCAGAGAAAUAUGGAAUCAUUUUCUUUUUCAUGUCUCUCUCUUUUUCUCAUUCUUUCUCCCCCGUCUAAAAAGGGGUUCGAAAGAGAAGAAAAAAAAACCACUCCAAACCAAUUGACUUUAGAAGUGGGCAGGGAAAAAUGUGGGAAAAAAACCGUUUAUUUCUUUCACGCCUUUAGCUGCGUCCGUGGUGCGGGGUUCCGAAGAGAGAACAGAAAAUUAAAACGCCAAGAGCGCAAGAUGCCUCUUUGCAGUGGACAAUAAUUAUGAAAUGGAGAGUUAAACAAACAAAAACAAGAGAUAAAAGAAAGGCGAUAAAAGAGGCGAGGGGGAGGGGGUGGAGGGUGGAGAACAGGGUGAAGAUAAAAGGGCCGUAAUCCUUGGAGAAGGGGAAGGGGUUGUUAUAGGCAGAAUGUACAGGUUAAAAUGCCUUGCUUUCAAAAGCGAUGAGCAAUGCUGCUUAUUAAUUCCAUUUUGUUGUGCAGAUUGCAUAACCAGUGCGACUAUUUAACAAAGUAUGCUCUAACUAGCCGGUCGAAUUGUGCUAUAUGGAUGUUAAAGUGUGUAUUGCUAAGAAGGAUGUUGCAUUGGUGUACUUUUCUAACCGUGUGAAAGUGGAAAGGCACAUAAAAACAGGAAUACAGAAAUAAGGCAUACACGAACCGUGGGUCACUAACGCAACAAACAAGAACGAAAAGAAAAGAACCCAUAACAAAACCAACACACACUCAACACACACAAAAAAACGCUUAAACGAGACUAUGCAAUCAGUACUUCCCAAUUUCUACAUACUCAAUUCGGUAACCUGCUCGCCGGCAUGCUAACGCGGUGCAAUUAAGCCUGCUGUCAACUUAAUCCCUUCCUACGCGGUACUUCUACUGACGUACUGUCAAACUGUCAAUUUCCGGAUGCCGAAAGUUGGCCAUGAACAAACAACCGCAGUACUUGUCGUACGGGAUAUCACGAUUUGUUUAUAUAUAUAUAUUAGUGAAGCAGAGCGGUAGCGAAAAUGGAACAAACGUAUGAAAAAAGCGAGAAGAAAACGGUAGAUGAAACGAAUAAAAAAAGUAUAUAGAUAUACAUAUAUUUAAACGCAAACGCACCUAUCCUGCGAAAUAUAGGGUGAGCAGACAUUGACAGCACCCACACACACUACAGAGCGGGUAGUACUUGAAUAAUGGGGUCUAUGAUAACUUCAACUAUUUUGUUUUUGUUUUCACACUUGAAGAUUUAUCCACUUUUAGCUUUGUCAUACAAAUAGGCAAACGAAGUUAGCUUGUGAAGGUGAGUUUAGAUUAUAUUUUUAGCUAAAUAUUACAUUUUCAGCUGCUCGAACAAACGUUUUUUUUUUUUAAGUUUUGACAAAUACAAUAAAUGAUAUAUGCUUGAAGCAUCGCAGACCCCACUAAUAGCAAAUGUUACCUAACUAUACAGCCAUACCCCAAGUGUGGAGAGCGUCAAAAACUUGUAAGCAGCAGAAGCGACAAACUGUCUACUACUGAACGGAGAAAAAGUAGCAAAACGUAUGUAUAUAAACCUUGUCCACCCCUUGUACUGUUCCAACACUACUAUUCUCCCUACUUCACUUCCUUCUCAUUGAAAAGCGCAUUGAGGGAAACGCUACCUAAUAGAGUAAAAACACAAAAAAGAACAACAACCGCUGCGGAUGUUGUGUUGUGCAGACACGCGCAAAUGCAAUCGAGCUAAACGAGCUAAAACAGGCGAUAAAUAUUAAUACCAUGAAGCAGUAUUAAAAUACAAAGUCUAUGCCGACGCGCCUCUAAUGUUGGGUCGUGUGGAACCGUGUUGUUUUCGUUCACCUAUGAAUGGUAUUAAUUGUUUUCUGUUCCUUACGUAUUGUUCUUUUUUUUUGUACAGUAUAUCGGUGAUAGCGUAAGCGAUAUGCUAGCCAGAGUUCGGAGUCUAGCUGAUGUGUAACAGAAUUUGUGCAAAUGAUACAUACCGCAACUGCAAUGCAACUAUAAACAUUUGUUAAACGUAAACGCUAUCCCGUAGUAUCGACGCAAGCAGUUUAAGAAAAGAAAACAAAGUUUUUUGGAGUGGAAAAGUAAAUACGGGAGACCUUCCCCAAUACAGGAACAUCAUCGCGAUGAAGUGACGAGAAUGAUAUGAUGGAGUAUGCAUAAAGAAGAUCAACGACUGGAUGAAGGAAACCGAUUCCACCGUGUUAAAUAGGCACGGAUAGAAAACAUAUAAUACAUAAUGGAUAAUGGAAAACAAAACGUGACAAAAUCAUAGGCAAAGCAGCAAAAUAUUAAGAUAAUUUUAUCCUAGAGGUUUGCAUACUUUAUGGCUUCGAUGGGUAUGAUUGAUUGAAUAACACCGGAACAAAAUCGUGAAACAGGAAACGCAACAUAAAGUCAAUGUAGCCGUCAAUGAAACCAGCAAAACAAAAAGGCACUGAAAAGCUGGCAAAACUGUUUCAAUAUGAUUUUUUUUAUAAUUUACAAAAAUGUUUAGCUACAAAUGAAAAACAUAAAACCACUCCUAAAAAAUUGUUGACCCAAAAAAACUAAUUAAAUGAUUUUUUUUAUGAUUAACAUAUUUUUUUAAAAAGCUUAUGUAAAUCAUUACUCUCCCCAUUUAGGCUGGACAAUUAUUUCCUAAACUUAACGAAGGAAAACCAAUAUGUAAUAAUAUUAUAAAAACGCUUCAAUCAGUCCGAAAAAGAAAAUUGUUGUUUCGAGACGAAAAUAACAAAACAAACCAAAUACAAGAUAUGACAUGGUAACAAAAAUGCUUCUGAACUUUGAAAUACUUAGCAACCAAAUAGGAAACAUACGACUGUUUUAUGUUCCUUUAUUUUUGCAUUUGUUUAAUGCUUAUUUUCCUUUCCUCAUUCGCGAUAGUUAACGAUGCCAAAAAGCAUGAAUGAAGAUCCGUUUUAUUUAAGUAAUUUACCAACAGCCAGUGUUGCUUUUGUAUGAUAAAUGCGUGUCUGAUAGUGCUUCCAGUGGGGCAACACGAAGCGCCCUUUACCCAGGAGCAUAAUUCGAAAAUUAACUUUUAAAACAAACCAAAAAUAAUCUGUUGGCAAUUGCCCAGAUUGUUACGUUAAUUGUUUUGAGUCGGAGCAUUAUGCUGUCUCGUUCAAUCAGCUUUAUACCGAAGGAAUGGCAGCGAGUUGAUAAAGCAAAGCUAACGAAGAAGAGAGCUGUAACCCUAACUAAGUACCCCAUAACAAAUGGUAACCGAAAGCAACACAUAACUAAAACACACUUACUGGUAUUAGCCCCCAAAAGCAAAUGUACUAAACGCAACUUAAAAACAAAAACAAUUCCAAACAAGCGACACAACGCAUCCUACUCCUACACUAAGGCCUAUUAUAAUGGGGCCUGCAUCCAAAGCAACCACAAAAAAGUAUAACACAAAAGAGAUGAAAGAAUUCCUUUGGAAUCAAAGUCUCUCUAUAAGACAUCACAACAACAAUAACAGAAGAUGCGAAAAAGAAAAGGUACCGAGAGAGUGCAGAGAGUGUGCGCUAGUGGAAAAAAAAUACAUUCGCCAAAGAAACGGUAGGCGAAACAUUGUAAAUCGAAGGCGUAAACGAAAACAACAAGAUGUUACAAAAUACAAGCAAACCGUGCGGCCAGGUGCCACCGGAAUACUCCAA
Molecule: messenger RNA, 7058 nt
Organism: Anopheles funestus (African malaria mosquito)
Lineage: Eukaryota; Metazoa; Arthropoda; Insecta; Diptera; Culicidae
Gene: CARPA
Product: carbonic anhydrase-related protein 10
Exons: 9
Coding region: 1535-2560 (341 amino acids)
Molecular function (GO): zinc ion binding; carbonate dehydratase activity
Source: RefSeq, a predicted model, not a curated record